AAGUACUCUCGUGGUGAGCGGGAGAAUACUCACAGUUCACCAAUAGGAGCUCCAUAUUGGCGAUCUCUCCGCCCUGGAGGCGGGCUCUGAGGGUGGCUUCCGGCGUGACCUCGCAGGUUUGCGCUCCUUCCAACAUGCAGGGCAGCACGAGAAGAGCGGGAGCCAUGACAGAUGUGCAUCGGCGCUUCCUCCAGCUGCUGAUGACUCAUGGCGUGCUGGAGGAGUGGGAGGUUAGGCGCCUGCAGAACCACUGCUACAAAGUCCACGACCGAAAUGCUACUGUAGAUAAGCUGGAGGACUUCAUCAACAAUAUCAACAGUGUCCUGGAGUCUCUGUAUAUUGAGAUAAAGAAAGGCAUCACAGAGGAUGACGGGAGACCCAUUUAUGCACUGGUGAAUCUUGCUACAACUUCAGUUUCCAAAAUGGCCACGGAUUUUGCAGAGAACGAGUUGGAUCUGUUUAGAAAGGCUUUGGAACUGAUCGUUGACUCAGAAACUGGCUUUGCUUCUUCGACAAACAUUUUGAACCUAGUUGACCAACUCAAAGGUAAAAAGAUGAGGAAGAAGGAAGCGGAGCAGGUGCUGCAGAAGUUUGUGCAGAGCAAGUGGCUGAUUGAGAAGGAGGGGGAGUUCACCUUGCAUGGCCGGGCUAUCUUGGAGAUGGAGCAGUUUAUCCGAGAGAGCUACCCAGAUGCCGUGAAGAUGUGUAACAUCUGCCACAGCCUCCUUAUCCAGGGUCAAAGCUGCGAGACGUGUGGAAUUAGGAUGCAUUUGCCUUGUGUGGCCAAGUACUUCCAGUCUACCGCUGAGCCACGCUGUCCCCACUGUAAUGACUACUGGCCCCACGACAUACCAGAAGUCUUCGACCCUGAGAAGGAGAGGGAGGCUGGCAUCUCCAAGUCGAGCAGAAAGUCCUUGCGGACCCGGCAGCACUAGCUUUGUCCUGCAUCGUUCUGGCUUUUGGUGGGCUGACUCUCACAGCCCAUUUAGAACUGCUGGACUUCCCUUGUUGGUAUCUGCUCUUAACAUGUUUUUAGUAAAUGUUUCCCAAUGCCGCUGU
Rattus rattus (black rat) is the source of this 1059-nucleotide messenger RNA. RefSeq names its product NSE1 homolog, SMC5-SMC6 complex component (gene Nsmce1). The record is from RefSeq and is a predicted model, not a curated record. Gene Ontology annotation, biological process: double-strand break repair via homologous recombination; DNA damage tolerance. Bases 135 to 935 code for a protein of 266 amino acids. Gene Ontology annotation, molecular function: ubiquitin-protein transferase activity. Gene Ontology annotation, cellular component: Smc5-Smc6 complex; nucleus. The transcript is spliced from 8 exons. NCBI's taxonomy places the organism in Eukaryota, Metazoa, Chordata, Mammalia, Rodentia, Muridae.